Ruditapes philippinarum (Manila clam) is the source of this 1117-nucleotide messenger RNA. RefSeq lists its product as uncharacterized. The record is from RefSeq and is a predicted model, not a curated record. NCBI's taxonomy places the organism in Eukaryota, Metazoa, Mollusca, Bivalvia, Venerida, Veneridae.
ACCGUGAAGUGAAUAUAAUGCAAUUACAUUUAUGUUUCAUAACAUAUUAAAUUCAAAUCCGAUAAGGGAAUAUAUUGCACUUAUUUGUGAGGCAUAUCUGAGUUAUCUGUGGUCAUUGUGAUAUGUGGACUUGAAGUUGAAGCAUUUGAAACAUGAUUCCGGAAGAUUAAUUAAAAAACAAAAAACAAUACUGACAAUGGACAAAAGUUGAACCUUAUACGAUAACAACUUAUACGAUAACAAUGUUAUUACAAAUCAUUUUUCUAAGAAAAUAAUAACUUACAGAUCGUUCAGCACGACAUUAUUGGUGCAUAAACAGCCAUUCCCUACAUGUGAAAGGACCAUACGACAUUGGUGGACAGUGUGGAUUUUUAUGUUUGGAUGGUAUUUUUCAAUGGUACGAAUUUAUUUGGGGCGAAACAACGAACACAGAGGUGACGUAGGGAUUUCCCAACUACAGCCAAUCAGAACGGCUUUUAUAUUUCUUAUUUACUUCCGGUGACCGGGUCUCCGUUCAACUAGCUAGUUAAUUUUCUAUAUUUUAAAGAGCUCUAACAUUUAAUUAAUUAAAGAUACAUAUUCUUAUUUAUAUAUCAACGUUGGAUUAUUCACUUCUUCGGACCAUUUAGACGACAACAAUAUAUUUGUGGACUUUGAACAUUUGUAAACAAACAGUGUAAAUUCUUUAGAAUAAUUCAGUGUUUACAAAUUGGAAGUACGGCUAGCCAAAACGACGGCAUUCCUUGCAAAGGACUGGAGAUGGCAGAGUCUUCUGAUAUUGAAAUGCAUAUAGGACGUCAAGUCAUAAAUAGAAAUUACGAUGCACUCAGGAAGUAUAUGCAUCCUGAUCCCGUAAUUGAUUGUAAAACAGACUUUGUAUUACUCACCGACACAGAAAGAAAUAGUAUCAAGGAUAAGGACCUUACUGAUAAGAAUGACACACUAUUGAAAAUAGUUAUAUCCAAAGGUGCUAAAGGUUACACGGAUUUUAAGGAGCGUCUAAGAAAGACUUGGCAGACUGAACUGCUAGAACUGAUCGUUUGUUCAGAGAAUGGACAGGACACAAACGAGAUGGAGGGUCGGCUUGCAGAGCUAUGGUAUAUCAAGCAUAAACGUG